Molecule: messenger RNA, 3006 nt
Organism: Syngnathus acus (greater pipefish)
Lineage: Eukaryota; Metazoa; Chordata; Actinopteri; Syngnathiformes; Syngnathidae
Product: kinesin family binding protein
Exons: 13
Coding region: 10-1923 (637 amino acids)
Molecular function (GO): protein binding
Source: RefSeq, a predicted model, not a curated record
AAAACAAACAUGGCGUCCCUCUGCAGCGACGAGUGGAUAGCAAUCUGCGAUAAAUUUACCAACGCCCAAAACUUGACUGAAGUAAAAUCCCGAACCGACCCAGAAAAUGACCCCUAUCGCUCCAAGUACAAAGCCAGAGACCUCCUCCGGGAGAUCCAUUGCUCGCUGAAGAGUUUCGAUGCCGGUGAUGGGGAGGAAGACGUCGGGGCGCAGGGCGGUGACCAACCUCCGACCGAGCUGCCGGUGGACGGUCAGCUCGAGGGAAUGUUCGAGCGGGGCUCCAGCGGCGACUCGCCAUCCGGACAAAGGACGGCGAGGCUCUCGGCUGUGGAAUAUUACCUGGGCGUGAACCAUGUGGACACGGAGGAGCUGUCGGCUGGCCAAGAGCACCUAACGAACUGCAUGAAACUGCUGGAGAAAUGCAGAGUGUCGAACGAAAAUGUGUCUUUAUUCAUCCAUGUCCGGAACCAACUGGGUAUCCUCUGGGCAGGUCGGGGGGAAACUGAGACUGCACAGGGAUUCCUGGAAAUGGCCGAAGCAAUCUACCUGCGUUAUAUGAAGGAGGAUGGAAGUCCUCCCACUGAUCUGGUGGAGUAUUUUACUACCAACGAGAAGCUGCUGACACAUCAGGAAAAGAACAAAAAGUUCGAAUUGGCCUACACACACACAAUGUAUUACCUUGCUCAGGUCUAUCAAAACCUUGGUCAAACGGAGCGAGCUGCCACUUAUUGCCACAGCACCCUGCAGAGACAGCUGCAGUUAGGUCAGUUCAAUCCAAUCGAGUGGGCUCUCAAUGCCGCUACGCUGUCACAGUAUUACAUCACAAAGGGGCGAUACAUGGAGAGUAGACACUGCCUCUCAGCAGCCACCGUUAUAUCUGGUUUAGCAGGAGAUGUUCCCUCGGAGGCUGCCGCGCAAGAGAGUGAGGUAGAGAGCGAGCGUCGGGAUCAGCUGAGGCAAAAGCGAGCCGAGAUUGCAAGAUGCUGGAUCAAAUACAGUCUCAUUCUCCUUGAAGAUGCCAAGAAAGCGCUGGAGGACAACAUUGGGGAGCUGGAUACUGAUCUUCAGGAGGAGUUGAAGAGGAAGAGGAGGCUUGAGGUGGAGGAAGAAGAAAAGGGCAGGAAGAGCGCUCAGUUGUUUGGCUCCGAGGACACUUUUGAUUCCAUCGCAAGCAUGGAGGAGAAGGUGAGCUGCUUGCUCCCACUGGACUUCACCGAGGCCAGGAAUGUAUUUUUGGUGGGACAGAACUAUGUCACACAGGCUAAGGAGUACUUUCAGAUGGACGGCUAUGUGACGGACCAUGUUGAGAUCCUACAGGAUCACAGCUCACUCUUCCGGGCUCUGGCCUUCUUUGAGGAGGACGUGGAGAGACGCUGCAAGAUGCACAAACGGCGUGUUGAUAUGCUGGAGACCAUCUGUCUCGAACUGAACGCCCAGUACUACCUCAUGAUCCGCAGACAGUUGAUGUUUGAGCUGGCCGAGAUCUACAACGAAAUGAUGGACUUGAAGCUGACUCUGGCGAACAGAUUGGCUGACACACAGUCUCUUGAUAGCCACAACAUAAAGAAAUUCAACAGUCUAUGCAUUGCCUCCAACAAGUACUACCAGAUGUUCCUGGAUUCUCUGCGCUCUCCAGAGGGGAAAUUUCCCGAGCACAUGGAGACGGAGGUGAUCAGACCGGCCCUGGUGGCCCGCUUCCGAAUGGCCCGAAUGCACAGCCGCAUGAUUUGCUCUCUCCCGAGUACACAGCUGGACAACCUCAACAACUCACUGGAAAACUACAAAUACGUUGUAGAGUACUGUGAGGCCCACCCCGAAGCCGCUGCCAUUGUGGAGACGGAGCUGGAAUUGAGUAAGGAGAUGGUCGGCCUGCUUCCUCUUAAAAUAAACCGCCUCAAAGCGAGGAUGGCCGCUAACAACUAAAUUUGGGGCAAUUCAGAAUUUGAAUUGAUCAUUUAUCGUUCGUGACGUCUGUGCAUGCUAUGUGCAGUUCAGUGAAUGAUCACAUGCAAAAAAAAACACAUUUAUUCCCAUCUUCAUAACCUUGCGCACAUGUACUACCUUGAAAGCCAUUCUUACUUUUCUGGGCUUGCCAUUGGCCCGGCAGUAUGCUGGGCGGGAUAAGGCCUGGUGAGCUGCACGAGAAAUCUGAUCUUAAAAUGAGCUAAUUCCACCAUGGAAAUUGAAAAAUAAAAAACAAUACAUGACCCUUUUAAUAUCAACUGUAGGCUAACAUUUACAUAUCAUGAAAAGACACAUCUUAACAGCGCCUUGUAUAUAACGAAAUGUAUUUAAGACUCAUUUUGUCGUCACAGUUAACAAAUAUAAAAAUAAAACCACUAGACUAAUUAGUCAGUUGGACGAUCUUAUCAAUAAUCAAGCAGUAUUUUGCCAAUUAAACACAGAUCUAGUCUUUCUUUCCCAUAAGACAGCUGUGCCGUGUUGGAAACACUCAGAAUGAUGUCCUUACCCUUUUUGUCCGUUAGAGGGCGCGCUGACUCCAGUCAGUCCAAUAAACAUCUCUUCUGAGACAGUGAGGUGUUGUGCUAAAUAUUUUGGCAUCACGAAUUAGUGCCGCAGAAACUUUAGCAGCUUCUGCUUCUCACUGUCAACAGCAAGCAAAACACUAUAUACUAACAUUUCCUGAACAUUUGACCUGUUUACAAUAAGUCAUCCUUUAGUGUUUAAUUUUGCAACAGAAAGGAAUUUUUAAACAAAAAGCAUUAAACUAAAAAGCCCAUGAAUCAGUUAAUCAUUUUCUUUCUGGCAAAUAAUGUAAUUUGUGUUGGCCUUAGAAAAUUCACAUCAUUCAGGGUCUAGUCAUGAUGAAUGAAUUAACGUGACCUUAAUGUGCUCUUUCACUUUCACUGCCUCUUGAGGGUCAAACACUUAAAAUAGUUGAAGGCCUUCCUACAUUUUGCCUUGUAAAACCUCAGUGUGUCCCUCCCCAUCCUAAUGUUCAUGUAAAUAAUGUAUGCAAUGAUAAUAAAUGAUACAUGCAAUUAA